Molecule: messenger RNA, 750 nt
Organism: Antrostomus carolinensis (chuck-will's-widow)
Lineage: Eukaryota; Metazoa; Chordata; Aves; Caprimulgiformes; Caprimulgidae
Product: neurexin-1-beta
Exons: 5
Source: RefSeq, a predicted model, not a curated record
AUGGAAAUAUUCAAUAUUGUCGCUAAUAUUAAAGGAAAGCUUAUCAAAGGCAUGAAUGGCAGGAGUAUCUUUACACCUUUGGAUUACAGGAAUUACAGGAUCCUUACAGUUAUUACAGGAAUUACAGGAUCCUUACAGUUGCAGGAAUACUAUUUUAAUAAUAUCUGUCACCAGGGAAAAAUUGGAGUUAAAUUCAAUGUUGGAACUGAUGACAUCUCUAUUGAAGAGAUCAACGCAAUCAUUAAUGAUGGAAAAUACCACGUAGUACGUUUCACAAGAAGUGGUGGCAACGCCACAUUACAGGUGGACAACUGGCCAGUUAUCGAACGUUACCCAGCAGGAAACAAUGAUAACGAGCGCCUGGCGAUUGCUAGACAGCGAAUUCCAUAUCGACUUGGUCGAGUAGUUGAUGAAUGGCUACUCGACAAAGGGCGUCAGCUCACAAUCUUCAAUAGCCAAGCAACCAUAAAAAUUGGAGGCAAGGAACGUGGCCAUCCUUUCCAAGGCCAGCUCUCUGGUCUUUACUACAAUGGCUUGAAAGUUCUGAAUAUGGCAGCAGAAAAUGAUGCCAACAUCGUGAUAGAAGGAAAUGUGAGACUUGUUGGUGAAGUGCCUUCCUCUAUGACAACUGAGUCCACAGCCACAGCGAUGCAGUCUGAGAUGUCCACAUCAGUUAUGGAAACAACCACCACUUUGGCCACAAGCACCGCUAGAAGAGGAAAGGCCCCAACAAAAGAACCUAUUGGUCAG